AUGUGUAAUACAUACUUCAUUAUUGUACUAUCAAUACAUUUACAUCUUAUUCAUUACACAUCAUCAUUCUCUUUAAACUUCUUGAGUAACAAAUCAUCAAGAAAUAAUAGUUAUGUUGAAGAUGUAGUUAAACUACCUUCAUCUAUAAAAUAUAACAUUCAAAAUGUUGAUUCAAUUCCAACGAAUGAGGAUAAUCUGUUUGCAAGGAUACUUCAGAAAAAACAAGAUGACAUAGAUACUGAUAAACAAAUUCAGGAAAUUAACGAGUCUAUAAAGGAUGGAUCAAUAAUAGACCCAAAAACCAAGGAUAAAUUAUUCCAGGAAGAAAGGGACGAGGAUGAACAAAAGCUAGAGAAAAAAGAGGUUUCUCUUGACAGUUCUGGCGAAAAUUAUAAGGAAGGUGUCGAAUCGACUUCUGAGGAGCUUGGUGAUAUCUCUAAUAAGCUCCAGUCGGACGGUGUAGCAUCAAAGGAUUCCGAUGAUAUUCAAUUAAGAGAUAACUUAUUGAACAAAGUGAUCAAGUCACAACAGAAAAGCGUUUUUGGGGCUUAAUAUAUUUUUUAAAUGCACAUUUUAUUAUUUUCC
Molecule: messenger RNA, 585 nt
Organism: Theileria parva strain Muguga
Lineage: Eukaryota; Apicomplexa; Aconoidasida; Piroplasmida; Theileriidae
Exons: 4
Coding region: 1-552 (183 amino acids)
Source: RefSeq, a predicted model, not a curated record